Messenger RNA from Seminavis robusta, 3177 nucleotides. NCBI's taxonomy places the organism in Eukaryota, Bacillariophyta, Bacillariophyceae, Naviculales, Naviculaceae. The record is from the annotation of a GenBank genome assembly.
AUGUUGAAAGGCAAGAAUCCUCUUUUUGGCAGCAGUAGCAGCAGGUCUCUGCUGUUCGGAAGCUUUCUGCUGUUUUCUUUAUGGGUAUCUCAAGUAUCAUCCCAAGGGUGCACUAAUACUUGCCCACCCAUCAACUUUGGGACACCAGUACCGUCUCUUUGCGAGGGAGACCUAGCCACAGAAGCCUCUACCACCAGCAUUAUCGACAAGGAAUACACCGUCUGCCACCCCGCUUCAUCCAAAUUUCGAUUUCGAGAUUUCCUUGGCACUGGCAAAGUAACAGUCCUGUCCAAUUUUUACAUUGGUUGCAAUGCGGGCCGACGAGAAUCCGGAGUCUUUGCUCAUACGGCGCAAAAGUACUACGAUCGCUACGGGAAUCGUACCACCUUUAUCACGUCUCUGAAGGGUGGGACUACCUGCAAUCAGUGGGCUGGACUCUAUCAAGCCGAUGCCUUGGAGCUGUUUCCCGAUGGGACAGUGACUCCCAAGGAAAUGCCUCUUACGGUGCUGGAUCAAGAAUACGAAAUUCGAGAUGAUUGGUUCACGACACCCUUUGGUCACCCCAGCUAUGUCAUUCUCGAUGGCGAUCUUCGUGUUCGUCACAAGUUUAUUGGACCUUGCUGUGGUUAUGAGGAUUAUUUUGAUUGUACAGCGGAUGUUGCAGUGGCAUUGGACGAGACACUCUCCGGAUACAUUGAUGCCAUUUUGAUGGAAACGGGGACCAAUCUCGUUACCGAUGAUGCUGUAAACAAUGUAAACAACAACAAUCCACAGGAGGAAACCACUCCCCCACAAACUGCAACAACCCCUUGUACGGCUACAGAGUUUUCGGAAUGGUCCGAUUGCAGUGUCACUUGUGGAACCGGCAUGGAGUUUCGAUGGAGGACAGUGACGCCCACUACUAGUGGUACCUUGGAGGAUUGUCCCGCUCCCGUGGAAACGAGACCCUGCGUGGGUCCUGUAGCGGAACCUUGUCCUGCGGAAGGCUCCUGCAUCCAGGAAUUUGGAGAAACGUGGCAAGUGAAAACGGUUGCUUCCGGCUUUGAUGGUGCCAGAGAUGUGGCCUUCCAUCCAACUCCUGGCUUGCAUCUUGGUCACUAUUCCGAAGGAAGAUCCUUUCAUCCCGAUCAAGGGGAAGAAGCUUGGGUCCUCAAUGCGCACAACCACUCUGUCUCCAUUGUCACCUCGCUCGGCACUCCCGUACAAUCAACAAUUAGUCGACGGGAUCGGGGAUAUUACCAUUACAUGAUAAACGCAACAGCGUUCGCCUUCAACAUGGUCAGCAAUUCUACCCGAGCUCGGGAUCGGGAUUCCUUCAACUAUUUCGCCGUCUGCAAUGCCAAUGCCAACACAUAUUUGGGCUCCAAAGAGCCCAACUAUUUCAUGGGGCCCACUCUCUACAACACCGAUCCGAACAAUCGAAACACCGUAAAUCGACUGGGAGAACCCUGUGGGCCUGAAGAACCUUGUUUCUUCCUUCACGCGGAUAUGUUGCACGAGGCACCUGAUUGCAUUGGGAUUGCCCAUGACCCUGAGAUUAGAAGUGCGUUUGGCAAUGUCUACUGGGCAUUUGAUAACACUGGAAACAAUGCAAGAGCACAGCUGGUGAGAUUUGAUUUCCAGCAGCCCCACGGACCAGGGAGCAUGGAUCAUUCUGUGGCUUCCAUUCGUAGGUUCCCCGAACUUGAAUUUGCUCGGGGACCAGAAGGAGUGCAUGCUGGCAUGGUGGUCCACCCCGCAAGGAGGGAGCUGUUUGUCUCGGUUCCGAGCGAGAACCGCAUCAUAGUUGUCAGCGUGGAUAGUGGCUCGUACGCAAGGACUGCCAGAGAAGAAUAUCCCAUUUACUCCAACAGGCUCCCUUCCUUUGAGUACAACAUUUUUGAGUGUGUCGAUCACAGAGAACUCGCUUCUGGCAUUCAAACUCCCACUGGGUUAGCACUUGGCCCUGACGGUGACCUGCUCUUUGUUGCAGAACGCGACACAGGGAAGAUUUUAGUGUUGGAGGUCGAAACCGGCGCAACUCUUGCUGAGAUUGCAACUGGCUUCACGUCUAUUGGCGGGCUUUCCUUCUCGCCCGCUACUAACAUCUUACACUUUGUGGAUGAACACACCAACACGCUCAAUUCUGUGCACCCCUUGUCAGCUUGUGCCAAUCCAGAAGCCAGCCGCUCCUCAGAAUCCUUCCAAACCGAAUUGGGCCGGGCCGGACAAGCAGUCGAUGAGGUAGCCAACACGAAUGGCUUCUUUGCCGUCUAUCGCAACUACGAAUGCACCGUGGAUCCAAUUAUACCCGCCGCCGUUUUCUUUGAUCAGGUACACGAUGAUACGGGUUAUGCCAGCGACAACCCAGAUGUGCAAUCGAUGGCAGGAAUGGAUGAAACAGCUGCCCUGUUAGCCAACCGAACCGACUGUGGUCCCACUUCAGAGCUGAACUUUGAUGCAUUGCUCUUGGGAGGGUACUACUGUCACCAGUGUUUGCCUAUCAACGAUGGUUCCGAGUGCGAUGCAGGAGGCGUUUGCACGAAUGUGCAGUGGCUGGGGUACUUCUGCAGCAAUGAGUUUUACAUCUCCAACAACGGUGGCACUGAGCCAAUAGCUGUCACAGAUGGCAACAGGACCAAACUCGAAACGGGUCAGUUUCCCCUAAGACGUGGCGUAACAUAUCGUUUCACAGUCCAGUUGGGAGACCAAUCCGUCUGUCUACAUGACCAGCCGAGUAGCAGCUCUCCCCCGAUUGCAUAUGAUGGGAAUACCGGCGGUUGUGUGACACGCGGUCCCCUCAUUCUGAAUGCUGACAAUCUGCCCCCAGAGCUCUACCUUUUUGCAUCUUCCUCGCCAGACCAGCCCAUUCUGGAGCUUGUCCAGGAAGGAUACGUUGCAACUAACGGUGCUACUGAAGAACCGGAUGCUACUGACGAGCCGGAUGACGAGCUGGAUGGAGCUGCUGGUACCGCUGAAGUCUCUCCAGACGAUGACGAAAUCACCAUUUUCACUACAGCCCCUGGAGAGCCAAAACAGUUGAGUUCAGAAUCUCCUAACACUGGUGUCGUUGUUGGGGCUACUCUGGGAUGCACUGCAUUCCUUGUGAUUCUGGCUGCAGUGGGAUUUUUCAUAAUACAACAGAAGGCAGGCAAACGAGGCGAUCUGGGUGAAGCUCCGACUGCAAGCAUGCAGUAA